This is a messenger RNA of Parathielavia appendiculata, 3242 nucleotides long. Its product is annotated as aspartyl-tRNA synthetase. Gene Ontology annotation, biological process: aspartyl-tRNA aminoacylation. Gene Ontology annotation, cellular component: aminoacyl-tRNA synthetase multienzyme complex; cytosol; cytoplasm. The transcript is spliced from 2 exons. The record is from RefSeq and is a predicted model, not a curated record. The coding region runs from base 183 to 2930 and encodes 915 amino acids. Lineage: Eukaryota; Fungi; Ascomycota; Sordariomycetes; Sordariales; Chaetomiaceae. Gene Ontology annotation, molecular function: ATP binding; RNA binding; aspartate-tRNA ligase activity.
CUCGGGAAUUCUGGCAGGCUCGAUGGGAAGAUCCGCGAAGCUAAGGUUGGUUAAGGUUCGACAUUCUCCCAGACGUUGCAGAUACUCAACCCUCCACACCCGCGAAAGCCGCUGCCAAUUCGCGAUCGGCGCACCCGAUACCCCCGGCACCGACUGCCCAAACUCGACUCCCGCCGGUGAUCAUGGCGCCAGGGAGCUUCAAAAAGCCACUUCUGGCGCUCAACCGCAUUAUCGGACAUACGUCGGCGAAGAACCACAUUACCAAGGUCCACAUCGGCAACAUUGCCGCCCUCGACGAUGACCGGCACGAGAAGCACCUGAAGAAGGCUCAAGAAGAGCGAGUUAAGCAGGAUGAGCGCGAAAACGAAAGGCGAUCCUUUCAGCAGCGCCGGAAGGAGGAGGAGGAGAGAGCACACCAGGACGACCCGCCCGAGAUCGCUGCUCGGUACGGCACCAAGACAAGCGAUGUGCUCGCCAAGACCGACUCGAUCCAGAAGCUGGCUGCAGACCCCAACAAUGCCGGCAUGGCCGUCAGCUUCAUUGCCCGCGUGCACCACGUGCGCAGCAUGAGCUCCAAGCUGGCCUUCAUCAUAUUUCGAGACCAAAUCGAGCUGGUUCAGGGCGUGCUGGCGUACAGGGAGGGCGAGGUGUCCGAGAACUUUGUUCGCUGGGCUGAGCACAUAAUCACUGAAAGCUUCGUCCACGUCGAAGGGCGCCUACAAAGGCCGCCAGAGGAGAUCAAGGGCUGCUCGAUUCGCGAGCUCGAGGUCCAAAUCGACAAGAUGCAUGUGGUGGUGCCGGUCAAGGAACAUCUCCCCGUCGACCCCUUCACCAUGGACCGCGUCGAAGAGGACCAGGAGACGCACCAGCAGGAGGCCAUGGCAUCCACAAGGGUUCGUGUUUCCAAUCGCAUCGCCUACCUGCGGACGCCGACGGCGCAGUCCAUCUUCCGCAUAAACUCGGCCAUCUGUAGCGCCUUCCGCUCGGUGCUGGAGGGCCAUAACUUUGUCGAGAUCCACACCCCCAAGCUCAUGCCCGGGGCAACCGAGUCAGGGGCCGAGGUUUUCAGGGUUAACUACUUUGGGCGCACGGCUUUCCUUGCACAGAGUCCCCAGCUCUCUAAGCAGAUGAGCAUCUCGGCCGACUUUGGCCGAGUCUUCGAGAUCGGUCCCGUGUUCCGCGCCGAAGACAGCAACACGCAUCGGCACUUGACAGAGUACACCGGCAUGGAUCUGGAGAUGGCCAUCAACAGCGAUUAUCACGAGGCUCUGCACAUCAUUGACGACCUGAUGAAAAACAUCUUCAAGACCGUCUACACGCGUUGCCGCAGAGAAAUCGACAUGGUCAAGACGCGCUUUCCCCACGAGGAUCUGGUGUGGCUGGACCGAACACCCAUUCUGACUUUCAAGGAGGCGGUAGACCUUCUUAACUCGUCAGGCUGGACCGAUGACCAUGGCCGUAAGGCCUCGGAGCACCAGGACCUCAGCACGCGCGCGGAGAUUCGCAUCGGCGAGCUUAUGAAGGAAAAGUACAAGACCGAUUACUACAUCAUCGACAAGUUCCCCGCUUCUGCGCGCCCCUUUUACACCUAUCUGGAUCCAGAAGAUUCUAGGUUCACCAACUCGUUCGACAUCUUCCUGCGCGGACAAGAGAUCACAACUGGCGGACAGCGUAUCCACCGGGCAGAUCUGUUGAAGGAGCGGAUGCUGAAGGCAGGUGUUGAGCCCAGCGGCGUCGAAGAAUACAUGUCCGGGUUCGAGUUCGGCGUCCUGCCGCACGCAGGAUGCGGAAUCGGUCUGGAGCGCAUCGUGUUCCUGAUGUUGAAUCUGGGCGACAUCCGCAAUGCCUCGCUCUUCCCGCGCGACCCUAAGUCCCUGCAGGAGAACAAGGAUGUUGUCAUCCGGUUGCCCCAUCCUGAAGCCGACACGAUCCGGUAUCACUACGACUACGAGCACGGCGUCCCCAACCUUGAGCUGCCGCCGGUGGAGAAGCUCAUCGCCAAUUAUGGAGAUGCUACAAACACGUCGUGGCUUGACGACCGCUAUAAGGUGUGGCGGCACGAGUCAACCGGUGCUGCGAUUGGCUACGCCGAGGAGAACGGUUAUGCCCUUGUCAUGGGUAACCCGCUAUGUGACUCUCGCCAGUACCAGCCCGUGAUCCGAGCCUUCCUCAAAUACAUGCGCUCACACAAGGACCUUCGUCCCCUCUGGUUGCUCGUCGGGCCCGAGGUUGAGGAGAUCCUCGGCUCCAAACUCGGCUGGCGGACGCUCAGCUGCGUUGCCGAAGAGCGUGUGCCCAUCGAAUCAGCCAAGAAGGUGGGCAAGAAGGAGCGCCAGGCCGAAGACGCCGGCGUCACCAUCCACGAACACCCCGUCGACCAGCCCCUGCCCCAAGAGUUCCGCGACCGCUGCGACAAGAGGAUUCAGGAUUGGAAGAACAACCGCAAGGGCAGCAAGCAGGUGCACAUCACCGAGGUGCGCCCGUGGGUCGACAUGGAGCACCGCCGAUACCUGUGGGCCGAGACCAAGGAGGGCGAGAUUGCGGCCCUGUGUGUGCUGCACCGCCUGUCGCCCGCCAACGGGUACCAGAUCAAGUUUGCGCUCGACUUUCCCGGCUCGCCGAGCGGCACCAUUGAGGCUCUCAUUUCAACCGCCAUCCAGGCGCUGGCCAAGGCCGGGGUGCAGAAUGUCACGUUCGGUGCUGGCGCGUUGCCCGAGAUGGUCACGGGCGGGAACCUGGACGGGAUCAGGGCCCGGAUUCUGUCCAAAACGUACAAGACUAUUGCGCAGCAGCUCAAGCUGAUCAACAAGAGCGAGUUUCGGGAGAAGUUUGGGACAAAGAAUGAUCUGGUGUAUAUCUGCUAUCCGUUUAUGGGGCUUGGGGUCAGCGGCGCGAGGACGUUGAUCAAGUUCUUUGAGGAUGAGAUGUGAUUGGAUUGGACGGGUUUGGUAAUGCGAGGUUCUGCUGGAUAGGUUCUGUCUUGGGUCAGCUUUGGGUUUUCUUAUGUUCAUGUUCAGACCAGUGCUUCUAGUGUUUUACAUGAGGAUACCCGCUCCUGUGUGGUUUUCUUUCAGUUCAGUUCAGAGUUAAUACCGGAAAGCGUCUACCUUCCUGGAGGUCUGAGGUGGUGUGCGACCAGAGCUUCUCACAGACAUCCAUGAUGGCAGUCGCGGGUUGCCUGUCUUGUUCCCUCAAGCGCUUCUGUAACAAGACUGGAAGUCACAUUCGACAGACUCCAAGAC